Messenger RNA from Taeniopygia guttata (zebra finch), 2496 nucleotides. It is a transcript of the gene BYSL, whose product is annotated as bystin like. Gene Ontology annotation, molecular function: snoRNA binding. The record is from RefSeq and is a predicted model, not a curated record. NCBI's taxonomy places the organism in Eukaryota, Metazoa, Chordata, Aves, Passeriformes, Estrildidae. Gene Ontology annotation, biological process: rRNA processing. Gene Ontology annotation, cellular component: nucleolus; cytoplasm; preribosome, small subunit precursor.
CCGGAACAGGCGGGGCCGAUCCCGCGUGUCUGUGCCCGGUGCGGAGCCGGUGUUCCCGGUCCCGCAGGAUGCCCAAGGCCCGGCGGGCGCGGGGCUCCGGCGCGGCCCCGGCGCUGCCCUUGGCCGAGCAGAUCCUGCAGGACGCGGCCCCGCGGGUGCGGGAGAGGCGCGGGGCCGGCGCGGAGGAGCCGGGCGGGGAUGGCGGCGGGGACGGCUUCGUGGACGCGCGGCUGUCCCGCCGCAUCCUGGAGCAAGCACGGCGGCAGCAGGAGGAGCUGGAGGCCGAGCACGGCCCCGGGGCGCCCGCAGCCCCCCGGCAGCGCGGCGCGGUGCUCGCUCCCGGCUCCGACUCGGAGGAUGAUGAGGAAUGGCCUUCGCUGGAGAAAGCGGCGGCGGCGGGACCGAGCGGGGAUUACGGCGGGGAGGUGGAGGUGGACCCCGAGGAUGAGAAAGCCAUCGAGAUGUUCAUGAACAAGAACCCGCCGCUGAGGCGCACGCUGGCCGAUAUCAUCAUGGAGAAGAUCACGGAGAAGCAGACCGAGGUGGAGUCGGCGCUGUCCGAGCUCUCGGGCUGCCCCAUGCCCCAGCUCGACCCCCGUGUCCUGGAGGUCUACAGGGGUGUCAGGGAGGUGCUGUCCAAGUACAGGAGUGGGAAGCUCCCCAAGGCGUUUAAAAUCAUCCCUGCCUUGUCCAACUGGGAGCAGAUCCUCUACAUCACUGAGCCGGAGACGUGGACAGCUGCUGCCAUGUACCAGGCCACCAGGAUAUUUUCCUCCAACCUGAAGGAGAGGAUGGCCCAGAGGUUCUACAACCUGGUGCUGCUGCCACGGAUCCGGGACGACAUCGCCGAGUACAAGCGGCUCAACUUCCACCUGUACAUGGCUCUGAAGAAAGCUCUGUUCAAACCAGCGGCCUGGUUCAAGGGGAUCCUCAUCCCGCUCUGUGAGUCCGGCACCUGCACGCUCAGGGAGGCCAUCAUCAUCGGCAGCAUCCUCACCAAGUGCUCCAUCCCCGUCCUGCACUCCAGCGCGGCGCUGCUGAAGCUGGCUGAGAUGCAGUACAGCGGCGCCAACAGCAUCUUCCUGCGCCUGCUCAUCGACAAGAAGUACGCGCUGCCCUUCCGCGUGCUCGACGCCCUGGUCUUCCACUUCCUGGCCUUCCGCUCGGAGCAGCGGCUCCUGCCCGUGCUGUGGCACCAGAGCUUGCUGGCCCUGGCCCAGCGCUACAAGGAGGACCUGUCCUCGGAGCAGAAGGAGGCCCUGCUGGAGCUGCUCAAGUUCCACAGCCACCCCCAGAUCUCGCCCGAGAUCCGCCGCGAGCUGAUGAACUCCAAGACGAGGGACGUGGAAGGGGAGCAGCCGGCGGCCAUGGAGUGAGCAGGGAAGGGCUGGAGCCUGGCCUGGCCCUGGGAUGCUGCUGGGUGCAGCCAGGAGCCUGGAUGAGGAACGUCCCUCCUGGAUUAGGGUGUCCCUCCUGGGUCAGGGGUUCCCUCCUGGAUCAGGAGCGUUUCUCCUGGAUCAGGGGUGUCCCUUCUGGAUCAGGGGUGUCCCUUCUGGAUCAGGGGUGUCCCUCCUGGGUCAGGAGUGUUCUUCCUGGAUCAGGGGCAUCCCUCCUGGAUCAGGGGCAUCCCUCCUGGGUCAGGGGUGUCCGUCCUGGAUCAGGGGUGUCCCUCCUGGGUCAGGGGCGUCCCUCCUGGGUCAGGAAUAUCCCUCGUGGAUCAGGGUGUCCCUCCUGGGUCAGGGUGUCCCUCCUGGGUCAGGAGCGUUUCUCCUGGAUCAGGGGUGUCCCUCCUGGGUCAGGGGUGUCCCUCCUGGGUCAGGAGCGUUUCUCCUGGAUCAGGAGCGUUUCUCCUGGAUCAGGAACGUCCCUCCUGGAUCAGGGUGUCCCUCCUGGGUCAGGAGUGUUUCUCCUGGAUCAGGGUGUCCCUCAUGGAUCAGGAGCGUCCCUCCUGGAUCAGGGGUGUCCCUCCUGGGUCAGGGGUUCCCUCCUGGAUCAGGAGCGUCCCUCCUGGAUCAGGGGUGUCCCUCCUGGAUCAGGGGUGUCCCUUCUGAAUCAGGGUGUCCCUCCUGGGUCAGGAGUGUCCCUCCUGGAUCAGGAGCGUCCCUCCUGGAUCAGGAGCAUUUCUCGUGGAUCAGGGGUGUCCCUCCUGGAUCAGGAGCGUCCCUCCUGGAUCAGGAACAUCCCUCCUGGAUCAGGGGUGUCCCUCCUGGGUCAGGAAUGUCCCUCCUGGAUCAGGAACGUGCCUCCUGGAUCAGGGGUGUCCCUCCUCGAUCAGGGGUGUCCCUCCUGGGUCAGGAACAUCCCUCCUGGAUCAGGAACAUCCCUCCUGGAUCCGGAGCCUCCUCCACAGGCUGUGCCACAGAGCUGGACUGCAUGCCCUGUGCUGCUAUCACGGGCCAGGGCAGCCCCUGUGCCCCCCAGGAGCCCAGUGCCACCAGCACUGGGACACUUUGUCUUGUUCUGUACUCGGAAAUAAAACCAGAGCCGUGUCAGUCA